CGGUUAGGGAUGAAUAGGGUUGAAGGGGCUGUCAAACUAGAGAGCAAGUUUCGGUUGCUUGCGGUUUGAGGAGGUCGACGGGAGUGGGGGUCGGAGAGGACGGCCUAUAGGAGGUCAACUGGAGGGAGAAUGGGCUUGCGCUGGCUUUGGUGAGAUGAGGUUAAGAGGCGUCGGUCUUGAGUCGGGAUGGAUUUCGGAUUCAAUAGAGGAUGGGAAAGGUGCAGUCGAGGUUGGUUAGGGCUAGAGGCGGGUAGAGCUCGGCCUCAGAGGGUUGCGUCAGUGGAAGCUGGGCGCCGCAAGGUUUGCGGCAGUCGGAGAUGUUCGACGGGUAUGGGAGUGAGGGUGGCAGGUUAUGCGAGUUUAGAGCUUGAGAUUAGGUCGUUUUGAGGAGAAGGUAGUGAGAGAGAGGUAAGGAGUCGAAGAAGGCAGCGGUUGGAGUUUGGCAGAGGAGGGAUUUCACAUGUGGGGAGAAAAGUAAUCAGGAGAAGAAGAAAGAGGCUUUGCCUCUGUCUCCUUUUAAUGACGCGAACAUAAGAAACAACAGGGCAAAACACGCGAUCUUCGCACGUGGGAGAAGGGACAUUUCGGCGUUGUCACAGAGGAAUGAUUACUGUAGAUGCAACGAACGUGAUUUGAGUGAGAUUUUGGUAUGGGCAGAUACGUAGAUUUAGGGCAGGUAAUGAUUUGUGCAUUUAUAUAUAUAUAUAUAUAGUUUCUUUCUUUUGGCUGUAGUAGGGAGAUCAACAGCUAGAUCUCUAGGUGAUUGAAUUAAUUAAUUAAGUCAGGUAUGAGAUGUAAGAAUAGAGUAAUAUGUAACCCAAUUAAAUAAGAUUGGCAAGAUUGGCCAAAAGAGCUCAUGUGAUUUAGAAUACCCAAAUAACUUGGUAUGACAUAGUCAACUUAAAACUUGAGGAGUGCCUUGCAGUAAUGCCAUGUUUGAUUUCAUGACCUAAGUAACCUCCUCAGUUCAAAAAGCGUAGCCUAACUCAAAUGAAACUCGAGAGUUGAAGUGCCAAAGUUUAGACAAGAGGCUUAUAAGCCACAUAUUGAACACCAUUAGAAUGGUCCAAAAACUUCUUCAUUGCUAGAGGAUGCCAAUCAGACAUGCAUGCACGAGACUUGUCAACAAUAGAAUGAAUGCCCUUAAAAUUGACCAUGCAAGUCCUUGAAGUGACUAAUGAUGUGAUGAUACAUCUAUAAAUCUUGGAUAAAAUAUUUCAACUUAUAUCUCCACCAAAAAAGAGGAUUCACCUCUUCAUCCAUGUGAUACAUAGAAUUUUGAUUUCAUGAGUAUUUUCGAAGAACUAUGAAAGAAAGCUUUCCUCUAUUACACAUAAGGCUGUCAUGGAGGAUGUACAUAAAUACUUUGUUAACUCAUGCAAGAAUAUUUUUGGAUUUUUCUUCCUUUCUAGACCUUAGCUGAGAAUAUAAAUUGAUGCGCCUAACUCUCUAAUUCAAGGAAAUAAAACAUAUUUACUCUCUCUUUUCUUACCCUCUGGACUCAUCUCUUCUCAAAGUAGUUAGAUAAAUCCAUCUAACCAUUGUAAUCUUUAAUCUUAAAUUUCAAACUUAACUUCGUGGGAUUAUUUAGUUUCCCAUAGGCUAUUCAAUUUUAGAAAUAGUCAUUCGUAAUUAUUUAUACAUAUUACCUAAAUUAUUAAUGUUAUUCCACUUGUUAUUUUAUAAUUUUACUUAUUGCAUGCUAGAAGUUGAGUUAAUAGAGAGAAAUUUCUCUCAUUAGCUUAGAAUGGCAUCCCAUGCAUAAUUAGAUAAUUAAAGAGAUUAGGGUAUAAGAUUUUUUAAACAAAAAACCUAAAAGAAAAAAAAAUAUGAGACCUAGUCUAAUUAGAUCAACUUCCAUCAGUGGUAGUCUUAAAUAAUAUUAAAUUACAAAGGAUUGACCUUCACUUUACUUGAAGAAGGCGUUAAUACAAUGCAAGUAGAUCCAAGAUAUUGUUAUUUUCUACGAUAUGGAUGAUGUGAUGAGGUUAAGUAUUGAGAUGGUUCUCAUCCUUGAAAGGAAGUUUACAACCUAGAAACGAAGAGCAAGGUGCUGCUAAAUGGUCAGGAAAGCCAUUAUGGAUGGCUGAGAUGAUCCCCUAUGGAGUUGGAGCAACACAACCUAAAGACAACAUGAUUAUGAUGUAGGAAUGCAAUGAAGCUAAUUGAAGGUUGUCAAGAUGAUCCUCUUUUUGAUGGUAGAGAUGACAUGACUUCUAGGUGCAAUGUGGCGGCAUAGGGAGGUCGUGGAUGAUAUGAGAAAUUAUCAAAUCAAUCCUUUGGAGGUGAAAACCACAAUUUGUAGGCAACAUCAUGUCAACAUAGGAAUGUUGGGAAGGACAUCGAAGAUUACCAUAUCGUUCCUCCCUUGGAGGUGGCAUUAAAGGGAAUCCAAAGGUGUAAUUACUGAUAACAUCAAAUAGUGGUUGAGAUGAUUCUUGUGGAAGUAUGUGUCUGGACAACGUGGAGUCGAUAGACGAUUGAAAGUUGGUCAAAAUAGUCUUCUUGAAUAGAUAGGCUGGAUUGAAUGACUUGGACCCUACUGCCAAUUAUAGGCAGUUAGGAUAGUCUUUCUACUUGAGUGCAUUGAUUGAGCGAUUGGAGGUUGUUGGGAACAAUCCUUCUCCUGGAUGGAGAGGGAAUGAGUGAUUGGAGGUGUUUGGGACAAUACUUCUCUUGGAUGGAGGGGGUGGAUUGAGUUCUUAGAGUGUUAUGUGGUAGUUAUAGCUUUAGAAUUCUCUAAAAUUUUAGAGUUCAAAUUGUCAAAAAUAUUAAGAAUUGAGAUUUAUUUAUUAGUUUUAAUGGGGUAUGUCAAUCUUAUUCGAUAUUAUAUCAAAAUAUUCUCUAUUAUUAUCAAAGAUGUACUAGAUCACUCAUUCCCUUGAUCAAAGUAUGAUUGGAAUAUCUGUGUCAACGAUGACACUGAUCAGUUGAACAAAAUGUGGCAUCCCAUAUAGCUCAAUACCUCAAAUUCAACAUAGUUGAAAGAUCAAAAUUUUAAUAACUGGACUGAUUGGGAUAUUUUGAGAUUGUUUUCGAUCAAAUGUAGGACCAUUGAAAAAUAGCUAUGAUAUACUACCAUUUUCUUAAUAAAAUAUUUUCCUAAAACGCAAACAGACAUUACAAACAACUUGUUAAAUAGUCCCACCUAUAAACAUUGCAAAAACUUUGAAUUCAAAUAUAGUCAGGCAAACAAUGUGCAAGCAGUCGUGUCCCAUCAUGAUUGGAGUGCACCAUACAAAUGAUUCUGCAGAGAGAAUAUCUGAUUACUACGAAUGACGCAUAGUCCAACGGCAACGUAGUAGCAAUGACUUGGGGGUUGACAAGCAAGGUAGUAGCAGUGACCUCUCAUUUUCAUAUGCACAACCUCAUGUACGUGAGAAGGAGGUGGAAUAGGUUUGAUCAAUCAAUUCAGUCUGGCUUGAGCUAGUUCAGUCCAUUCAACCCCCAAUCAAGCUCAAAGUUGGGCGUUCUUGUUGUCAUUAUAAUUUUCAUGAAACUGGGUUAAUUUUCGAACUUAGUGCUCUCUUUCCUCUUGGAAGCAAUCCACAAGUAGAGUAGCAAGCGAGGAAGAUGGAAGGUGGUCCUCACAAGGCAGACUCCACUGAAUUUAAAGAGUGCCUUAGCUUGAGUUUUACAAGGCCAUACAUCUUGCAACUGGCGUUGUCAGCUGGUAUUGGCGGUCUUCUUUUUGGCUAUGAUACUGGUGUCAUAUCUGGUGCACUUCUUUAUAUUCGCGAUGACUUCAAGCAAGUUGAGAGAAGCACUGUUCUCCAGGAAACUAUUGUCAGUAUGGCUGUUGCUGGUGCAAUCGUUGGCGCUGCAUUUGGUGGAUGGAUGAAUGACAAAUUUGGAAGAAGGUUAUCAAUUCUUUUUGCUGAUGUAUUGUUCUUUGCUGGAGCUAUAAUAAUGGCAGCUGCUCCUCUUCCCGGAAUUAUAAUCCUUGGAAGAAUUUUUGUUGGCCUUGGAGUUGGGAUGGCUUCAAUGACAGCACCACUUUACAUUUCAGAGGCUUCUCCUCACAAAAUCAGAGGGGCUCUAGUUAGCCUAAAUGGUUUACUAAUUACAGGAGGCCAGUUCCUCUCUUAUCUUAUUAAUCUUGCUUUUACUCGGGUUUCUGGGACAUGGCGGUGGAUGCUUGGAAUUGCUGGACUUCCUGCUUUAAUCCAGUUUGUCCUUAUGUUGAUGCUCCCUGAAUCGCCUAGAUGGUUGUAUAGAAAGGAUAGGAAGAAAGAUGCGGAAACAAUUUUGAAAAGGAUCUACCCUGCCGAUGAGGUUCCAAGGGAGCUUGAUCUUUUGCGCCAAUCUGUUGAAUCUGAAAUUGCGGAGGAAGGUACCAUUGGUGAAUACAGUCUGUUUGGUAAAGUGAGAAAGGCAUGGACAACAAGAAUGGUUCGUAGGGGUCUUGUUGCUGGUAUUAUCUGUCAAGUGGCUCAACAAUUUUGUGGUAUCAAUACAGUGAUGUACUAUGCUCCUACUAUUGUUCAAUUGGCUGGCUACGCUUCAAACUCAACUGCAUUGGCACUCUCUCUCAUCACUUCUGGUCUUAACGCUGUUGGUUCCAUUGUAAGCAUGUAUUUUGUUGAUCGAUCUGGUAGAAGAAGGCUAAUGAUCAUCAGCUUAUGCGGAAUCAUCUUAUGGUUGGCUGUCUUGAGUGGUGUUUUCUAUGCUGCUUCAGUGAAAUCUCCAGAUGUUGGUUUCAUGGAGACUCAACAUUUUAGCAAUUUCACUUGCCCUGCUUAUAAUGCUGCUUCAGGUAUUCAAUGGAGAUGUGUCGACUGCUUGAAGGCCGAGUGCUCAUUCUGCUCUAAUGAAGACAAUAAACUUCGAGCUGGUGCUUGCUUGGCCAACCCUGAAGCCAAUGAACCCAUGAAACAUGCCUGCCAGAGUGAACAUAGAGAUUGGUAUACCCAAGGUUGCCCAAGCAAUUUCGGUUGGGUUGCUCUUGUUGCUCUUGCUGCUUAUAUCAUUUCUUACUCUCCUGGCAUGGGAACAUCUCCUUGGAUUGUCAAUUCUGAGAUCUAUCCCUUAAGGUUCAGAGGAAUUUGUGGAGGAAUGGCUGCUGUUGCUAAUUGGGUUUCGAACUUAAUCGUCACGCAAACAUUCUUGAGUUUGACGAAGGCCAUCGGAACGGCAAACACAUUUGUAUUGUUUGCUUGCUAUUCAAUCAUUGCUCUUGUCCUGAUAUUUCUCUUUGUACCAGAAACAAAGGGUUUACCUUUUGAAGAGGUUGAGAAAAUGAUGAGUGAUGAUAACUAUAAAGCCUGGAAGACAAGAUCUGCUUAUAAGAAACACCAGUUGCCAGAACUUUGAGUCUUAGAUGAGUGGCAUUUGUUGUUAUCAUUAUUGUCUAAAAUCUUAUAGUCAAAUCAGCUAAAAUUUUAGUUGUUCAUGGCACAAACUUGAUUAAUAAGCAAGAAUAGUUGCUUGACUGUUUUUAUGUUUAUAUUUGGGUUUGAGGUUUGUGUUUAUUGAAUGAUAUAUUCAGAAGUUGGAUAAAUUAUACUGUGCUCUCUUAUAGGGAGUGAUAAUAUGCAUCUCAAAUAUAUUUUUUGAAA
Messenger RNA from Dendrobium catenatum, 5558 nucleotides. Its product is annotated as probable inositol transporter 2. Gene Ontology annotation, molecular function: myo-inositol:proton symporter activity. Gene Ontology annotation, biological process: transmembrane transport. The record is from RefSeq and is a predicted model, not a curated record. The coding region runs from base 3574 to 5313 and encodes 579 amino acids. Gene Ontology annotation, cellular component: membrane. Lineage: Eukaryota; Viridiplantae; Streptophyta; Magnoliopsida; Asparagales; Orchidaceae. The transcript has 7 exons.